Messenger RNA from Dalotia coriaria, 1346 nucleotides. RefSeq names its product carboxypeptidase B-like. Gene Ontology annotation, molecular function: metallocarboxypeptidase activity; zinc ion binding. The record is from RefSeq and is a predicted model, not a curated record. Lineage: Eukaryota; Metazoa; Arthropoda; Insecta; Coleoptera; Staphylinidae. The transcript has 3 exons. Bases 61 to 1293 code for a protein of 410 amino acids. Gene Ontology annotation, biological process: proteolysis.
AGUACUUUUGAAUGGAUCUAUAUAAAGGGCAAUCAAUUUCAUUUCAAAUCAGUCAUCAACAUGAAGACUAUCAUCCUGUUUGCGUGCCUAGCUGCGUUGGCUACGGCCAACUUCACCAACUACAAGGUGUACCGGGUCACUCCAUCCAAUGCCCACCAAUUAAACUUGGUCAAAGGCUUGGAAAGCAUGAAAGGUUUCGACUUCUGGUCAAAAGCCCGUCAGGUCAACUCAGACAUUGACAUCAUGGUCUCCCCGAAAGUGGAAGGUCAAUUUACUUACAUCCUAAAACACAACUCCAUCGACUACAGCCUUCUGAUCCAAAACGUCGAAUCUGUUGUCCAACGUGAACAAUUGACAAAACUGAUGUCUCCCGCCGUCCCAAAAGGAAAAAUCAACUUUGAGCAGUACCACAGCUACGAAACCAUUGUUGAUUACCUACUUCAAUUAGAAUCAGACCAUCGUGAUAUCGUCGAGGUCCGCAGCAUUGGUGGAACUUAUGAAGACCGUGAAAUGGUUAUGAUUAAGAUCUCCACUGGAGGAUCAAACAAACCCGCUAUCCUUAUUGAUGCAACCAUCCAUGCACGUGAAUGGAUCGCACCUGCAACUGUCUUAUACUUCAUCCAUGAACUGGUUGAGAACGAGGACAAUCGUCAUAUGAUCGAAAACGUUGACUGGUACAUCAUCCCAGUGUUGAACCCUGAUGGUUAUGAAUUCACUCACUCCUCUACUUCCAACCGCUUCUGGCGUAAGACCACCACCAAGGGUGAAAUUUGUGAUGGAGUUGACGCCAACCGUAACUUUGACUUCCACUGGAUGGAAACCGGUGCCAGUAGCAAUGAAUGCUCUGAAACCUAUGCUGGUCCCGAAGGUUUCUCUGAAUCUGAGACCCGUAACCUCAAAAAACUUGUUGAGUCCCUGGGAUCCCAAACUAAGUUGUAUUUGACUUUCCAUAGUUAUGGUCAGUAUCUAUUGUACCCAUGGGGUUACACUUCUGAUCUUCCUGAAGAUUGGAAGACUUUGGAUGACUUGGCCCAUGAUGUUGCUGAUGCUAUCUAUGCUGUUGACCGUACUGAUUACACCAUUGGUUCUUCUACUAAUGUUUUGUACGCUGCUGCUGGUGGUAGUGAUGAUUGGGUUAAGGCUGUAGGUGGAGUUGCUCUUUCAUACACUAUUGAAUUACCUGGAGGUGGAUCAUGGGGUUUUGAUCCUCCAGCGAGUGCCAUCAAAGGUGUGGCUACUGAAACCUUCGAAGGUCUUAAGGUUUAUCAUGCUUACGUUGAAAAGAAUUUCUAAAUUUUUAUUCUAAAUUUGUAAAUUUGGUAAAAUAAAUUAAAAUGUUGCAAAUA